Molecule: messenger RNA, 975 nt
Organism: Protopolystoma xenopodis
Lineage: Eukaryota; Metazoa; Platyhelminthes; Monogenea; Polystomatidea; Polystomatidae
Source: the annotation of a GenBank genome assembly
CAAAAAUUCUCUCAAAAUUUCCUCAACCAAGAAGAAAGCUUGCAAACUUAUUUUUCUGCUGCACCACCACAGGAGAGUCUACUUAAACGGAGCAACAAUGCUCGUUCCCAUGGUCAAUCUGGGCACCCAACUCCUGUCCUGAUGCUAAAACACAGUACUUCGUGUAGUGAAGUUGUCAAUAAUAACAAUUUUAAUGGCCUAUCUUCGCACACUCAUUCUGAAAAACCGCAUGUUUCCCUGCAUAGAUCUUUGUUUCGAUCAACUAUGGGUGGUGCAUACGUAAGUACCACAAACAAUCGACUCCAUUAUGUAAUGCGCCAAAAUCCAUCGGUAUAUGUUUCUCAUUGUAAAUCAAACAAAAUGCAAGAAGGGGCUUACAAUUCAGAGCGAGAGAAGAUUAAGUGCUUUGAUCCCCAAUACGCCCAGCGAACUUAUGAUUCUAAUGGCGUAAGUCCUGGCUCUCGCAGUGAUUGCAACGAAUCUGGUAUCGUUAGUGAUUAUCAAUCCAGUAGUCACACCUCUCCUAACGGUUAUCCUUCUCGUCGUACAUAUUUAUCGACUCCACCUGAAUCAUCGCACUCGAGCUCCGACACUGAUACUGCUGGUAGCAGUGGUCAUAUUAGAGUAAAUCGAGUUGGAAAUCAGCUUUUAACUAAUACGGUGAAUGUAAAUUCUUCUGGAAUAUUAAAUGGAUCUGAUCGCAUUGAUCUUUGUGGGAAACUCAACAGUGGUUAUCAGACAACCAAAUACCAUCUAGUGCAUCACUCUGGUUCUCAGCAAUAUAAUCACUCCUUCCUCAGAAACGAUUCUCCAAAUCGACAUUCAGAUUCACAAAAUUCCACAACUGUAAAUACCCCGCGCGGAACUAGCAAUGGGUCCAAUUCCAACCACAGUUCGUCAUAUUCUCCAUCUUCUCCAUCAAGACACGGACCGGUGUUUCAAAGCCCUGCAAGUUGCCUUGCCAUUAUGGCUUAG